Molecule: messenger RNA, 3690 nt
Organism: Manacus vitellinus (golden-collared manakin)
Lineage: Eukaryota; Metazoa; Chordata; Aves; Passeriformes; Pipridae
Gene: SALL3
Product: spalt like transcription factor 3
Exons: 4
Coding region: 61-3213 (1050 amino acids)
Biological process (GO): regulation of transcription by RNA polymerase II
Cellular component (GO): nucleus
Molecular function (GO): RNA polymerase II cis-regulatory region sequence-specific DNA binding; DNA-binding transcription factor activity, RNA polymerase II-specific
Source: RefSeq, a predicted model, not a curated record
CAGAAUCAAGGCACCUCAAACACAGCUACUCCUCUACCUCAGAUCCCUGAAUCAUCUUCCAUGACAAGCUAUAACAUGCCAAACACCAAUGUCACACUAGAGACUCUGCUGAGCACUAAAGUGGCAGUUGCGCAGUUUUCGCAGAGCGCACGGACCACUGCUUCCGCGAGCAUCAGCAGCGGGGUGACGGCUGUGGCCAUCCCCAUGAUUCUGGAGCAGCUCAUGGCCCUUCAGCAGCAGCAGAUUCACCAGCUUCAGCUCAUCGAGCAGAUCCGCAGUCAAGUGGCAAUGAUGAACCGCCAGCCGUUACGACCAUCCCUCAACCAGAUCGUGGCCGCCCAGGGUGGUCCCGGGCAGGCCUCCAACCAGCUGCAGGGGUUUGCCACCAGCGCUGCCGUCCAGCUCACUGCAGUCAUUCCUUCCGCCAUCGUGGGGCAGGCUGCCAGCAGUCAGCCCACUGCCUUUGACGGCUCUCAGCACAUCUCAAGACCUACAUCUGGAGCGAGUACGCCCAAUAUAUCCAGCAGUGGCUCUUCUGCUCUGCCUGAAUCAGGUGUACCUUCCUCCUCAAACGCAAUUACGUCCAUAACUCCCGUUCCUGUGUCAAAUGCUCCGAACAGUGCUUCGCAGCCCCAGAAUGCUUCGACUCCACCUUCAAUAGGACAUGGAAGCCUCACCUCAGUGUCCAGCCUGCCAAACCCACUUCUACCUCAGACUUCAUCAAAUAGUGUGAUUUUCCCCAAUCCACUGGUUAGCAUUGCUGCAACAGCUAACGCCCUCGAUCCUCUGUCUGCCCUUAUGAAGCACCGCAAAGGAAAGCCACCAAAUGUGUCAGUGUUUGAACCCAAGUCAAGCUCCGAGGAUCCCUUUUUUAAACACAAAUGCCGAUUUUGUGCCAAGGUCUUUGGAAGUGACAGUGCUUUACAAAUUCACCUCCGCUCGCAUACAGGCGAAAGACCUUUUAAGUGUAACAUAUGCGGAAACCGCUUUUCCACGAAGGGCAACCUGAAAGUUCAUUUUCAGAGACAUAAAGAGAAAUACCCUCAUAUUCAGAUGAACCCUUAUCCUGUUCCAGAAUACCUCGAUAAUGUGCCCACCUGCUCUGGAAUCCCAUAUGGGAUGUCUCUGCCCCCCGAAAAGCCGGUCACAACAUGGUUAGACAGCAAACCUGUUUUACCAACAGUCCCAACUUCCAUUGGGCUCCAGCUGCCCCCCACUAUACCUGGUGUGAACAGUUACGGAGAUUCUCCAAGUAUCACUCCUAUGAGCAGGUCACCCCAGAGGCCUUCUCCUGCUUCCAGCGAAUGCACUUCUCUAUCCCCCAGCCUCAACACUUCUGAGUCAGGGGUUCCAGCAUCUGCUGAAUCCCCACAGCCUGUUCAGAGUGGCUCAUCUCUGACCAAGACAGAACCUGUCACUCUGCCUCCCACGAGCACACGGCUCGGGGACCUUUCUGCAGGUGGGCAAGUUUCUGCAGCUUCCACGUCUUCAAUUCCUACUGCUGUUACAGACAGCAGCGUUGCAACAAGCCUCCCAAACCCUGUGCUUCCAGUAGUGUCUGACCAGUUUAAGGCAAAGUUUCCAUUUGGUGGUCUGCUAGACUCUAUGCAAACGUCAGAAACCUCAAAACUACAACAGCUAGUGGAGAACAUUGAUAAGAAGAUGACAGAUCCAAAUCAAUGCGUCAUUUGUCACCGUGUGCUUAGUUGUCAGAGUGCUCUCAAGAUGCAUUACAGAACACAUACAGGAGAAAGACCAUUUAAAUGCAAAAUUUGUGGACGUGCCUUUACUACAAAAGGCAAUCUAAAAACACAUUUUGGAGUUCAUCGAGCGAAGCCACCACUUAGAGUACAGCACUCGUGUCCCAUUUGUCAGAAGAAAUUUACAAAUGCGGUUGUUCUUCAGCAGCACAUUCGUAUGCAUAUGGGUGGGCAAAUUCCAAACACGCCACUACCAGAGGGCUUCCAGGACGCCAUGGACUCAGAGCUUUCCUAUGAUGAAAAGAAUGUUGACACACUGAGCAACUUCGAUGAUGACAUUGAUGAAAAUUCUAUGGAAGAGGACCCAGAACUAAAGGACACAGCUAGUGACUCAUCCAAGCCCCUUAUCUCUUACUCUGGGUCAUGCCCUUCUUCACCACCUUCUGUGAUCUCUAGUAUUGCUGCUUUGGAGAAUCAAAUGAAAAUGAUUGAUUCUGUCAUGAACUGUCAGCAGCUGACCAGUUUAAAAUCCAUAGAAAAUGGAUCAGGGGAAAGUGACCAUUUGAGCAAUGACUCCUCAUCUGCCGUUGGUGAUCUCGAAAGCCAGAGUGCAGGCAGUCCUGCAAUGUCAGAAUCUUCUUCCUCCAUGCAGGCUUUGUCUCCUGUAAAUAGCAAUAGUGAAAGUUUCAGAUCAAAGUCCCCUGGUCUCAGUAACCAGGAAGAGCCACAAGAAAUACAACUAAAGACAGAAAAACCAGACAGUCCACUGCCCACAACUGAAAAUGGAGGCGCAUUAGAUCUGACAUCCACCAACCCAGGAAGACCGGUCAUCAAAGAGGAGGCUCCUUUUAGUCUGCUGUUCCUGAACAGAGAACGUGGUCCCAGCCAAAGUACUCCUAGCCUGGUCACCAGUACAGCACCUACCAUGAUCAAAAUGGAAGUGAAUGGUCACAGCAAGCCGAUCUCUUUGGGUGAGGUUCCCUCGCUUCCAGCUGGAAUCCAGGUUCCUGCUGCACCACAGACAGUGAUGAGUCCGGGGAUCACCCCUAUGCUGGCACCCCCCCCUCGCCGGACUCCCAAGCAGCACAACUGUCAGUCGUGCGGGAAGACCUUCUCCUCAGCAAGUGCACUGCAGAUACACGAGCGCACCCAUACCGGUGAAAAACCGUUUGGUUGCACAAUCUGUGGUAGAGCUUUUACCACAAAGGGGAAUCUUAAGGUGCACAUGGGGACUCACAUGUGGAAUAACGCCCCUGCACGCCGCGGCCGCCGCCUCUCUGUGGAAAACCCCAUGGCUUUGCUUGGUGGCGAUGCACUCAAGUUCUCCGAGAUGUUCCAGAAGGAUUUGGCAGCUCGGGCCAUGAAUGUUGACCCCAAUUUUUGGAACCAAUAUGCUGCAGCUAUCACUAACGGACUUGCUAUGAAGAACAAUGAGAUUUCUGUCAUACAGAACGGAGGCAUUCCUCAGCUCCCAAGGUCAAAAGAGCUGCCUGUUUUUUACGUCUUUGUGUAACACUAGCAUAAUGAAUGAUGAAGUCUUCAGUGAUGUGAUCAGGUAUGUGCAUAGCUCACAGGAUUUGCUAAUAAACAUGCCAUUCACACUCCAUCCUCCAGAUGAAGGCAUGAAGUUUGUUAGUGUUGCUGGUCUAGGGCAGCUGCAGAUGGACAGGAGGAUGGAAAUACUGAUCCUAACUUCACUGUGCCUGCUUUUAUACCACUGAAGCUCCAUGGGCUUCAGCGGAGAUACUCUAGGUUUAUUCUGGUGCAAAAGGGACUGCUUCCAGGACCAGAUGUCUUGCUUUACUUCACUUAUUAUCAAAACAAUGGCUAGCUAUACAGUCUAUUUUAAAGUAUGUCUAAGCAAAAACAUUCUGGACUUUAUUUUUAAAAAGAGGCAACUAUACAUAAAAUAUAUAUUUUAGUACAUUCCACAGGAUUAUCCCAGUUUUAAAGGAGAUCCUGAAAGCUGAAUCUAAAGAAAAAUAUAGCU